AUGGAGUUAAAGAAAGAAAGAGAUAUGAGAGAGAAUGUGGAGAAACAAUUACUAGAGGAACAGAAAAAUAGAGUAAUAUUACAAAGGAGACUGAAGAAGGAGAAGAAGGUACGAAAGAGAAUUCAGGAACACAUGGAUAUUUCCUCAUCAGGUCAGCAUGGUAACCAUAGUAACCUAGAUAUUAACAGUAUUGAUAAUAAUAAACCGGUUUCUAGUCCCGAUUGUAACAGGAAUAAUACAGAUUCAGCUGACCUAGAUUCAGAAGGUGACAACAAAUCAGUGAAUUUAUCAGAUUCGGAAAGCAAAACUGAAGAUACUCCAGAGCGACCUACUCAGAGAGAUAUAUACAACUCAUAUACCAGUAGUUCGUUGAAUGGUACCGGACCUCCGCGAUUCCCAUACAUGCCCUUGGUGCAUGGGGAGGUGCAGUGA
Lottia gigantea (owl limpet) is the source of this 432-nucleotide messenger RNA. RefSeq lists its product as hypothetical. The transcript is spliced from 4 exons. The coding region runs from base 1 to 432 and encodes 143 amino acids. The record is from RefSeq and is a predicted model, not a curated record. Lineage: Eukaryota; Metazoa; Mollusca; Gastropoda; Lottiidae.